Zerene cesonia (dogface butterfly) is the source of this 2030-nucleotide messenger RNA. RefSeq names its product aldehyde dehydrogenase, mitochondrial (gene Aldh). Bases 155 to 1693 code for a protein of 512 amino acids. NCBI's taxonomy places the organism in Eukaryota, Metazoa, Arthropoda, Insecta, Lepidoptera, Pieridae. Gene Ontology annotation, molecular function: aldehyde dehydrogenase (NAD+) activity. The transcript is spliced from 11 exons. The record is from RefSeq and is a predicted model, not a curated record.
AUUUUUAUUCAUUUGGUAACGUCAUUCAUACCUGUUUCGACGUUCCAAAAUAAUAAAAAAAAUUGCACAGUUAACGUUUCCGAAUCGUUUCGGCCGACCGGUAGUUCGGUAUUAAGUGUAUAGUGGUUAAAAGUGAUUUAAAUAUUUUUAAAUUAUGUUUCGUAAUCUUACUAAAGUUGUAAAGUUUCAACAAGCUCAAUUUGCGACCGCUACUGCGCCAGCGCCGCAUAUCAGCCCCGAUAUUUUAUACACUGGCUUAUUCAUAAACAAUGAGUGGGUGAAAUCGGCAGAUGGCAAGACCUUUCAAACAAUAAAUCCGGCGAACGAGCAAGUGAUUGCGGAGGUGCAGCAGGCUGGCAAGACAGAUGUUGAUAAUGCAGUUCAGGCGGCCAAGGAGGCUUUUAAAAUGGAUUCCCCUUGGAGGACCAUGGAUGCGUCUCAGCGAGGCUACCUCAUCAACAAGUUGGCGGACCUGGUCGAAAGAGACAGAACAUAUUUAGCAAGUCUAGAAACCCUAGACAAUGGUAAGCCCUAUCUGGCGGCUUACUAUGGCGACGUUAAUGCUGUUAUCAAAAACCUACGAUACUACGCUGGUUGGGCUGACAAGAAUCAUGGUAAAGUGCUGCCCACAGAUGGAAAGUACUUUGCCUAUACUCGCCAUGAGCCCGUUGGUGUAUGUGGACAAAUUAUCCCAUGGAACUUCCCACUUCUGAUGGCAUCCUGGAAGCUGGGACCAGCGUUGGCAACUGGCAACACUCUGGUGCUGAAGCCGGCGGAACAGACUCCGCUCACCGCUCUCUAUUUGGCGCAGUUGGUUAAGGAAGCUGGUUUCCCACCAGGCGUAGUUAAUGUGUUGCCGGGCUUCGGCGACGCGGGCGCGGCUUUAGUCGAUCAUCCCGAUGUGGACAAAAUAGCUUUCACCGGCUCCACGGAAGUGGGCAAGCUGAUCCAGCGCGGCGCCGCCGGCAGCGUGAAGCGGAUCACGCUGGAGCUGGGCGGCAAGUCGCCCAACGUGGUGCUGGCCGACUGCGACCUGCCGCACGCCGUCGAGCAGGCGCACAUGGCGCUGUUCUACAACAUGGGCCAGUGCUGCUGCGCCGGUUCCAGAACAUUCGUAGAAGACAAAAUCUACGACGAGUUCGUAGAGAUGUCCGCGGAGAGGGCGAAGCGCCGUGUGGUGGGGGAUCCCUUCGACCCCAAAACUGAACAGGGGCCGCAGAUAGACGGCGAGCAGCACGCCAAGAUCCUGAGCCUGAUAGAGAGCGGCAAGCGGCAGGGCGCCGCGCUGCGGGCGGGGGGCGCCGCCCCCGCGCCCUCGCGCGGCUACUUCGUGCAGCCCACCGUCUUCAGUGACGUCACCGACGACAUGGACAUCGCCAAAGUGGAGAUCUUCGGCCCAGUACAGCAGAUCAUGAAGUUUUCGAGCUUGGAUGAAUUGCUCGCUCGCGCAAACAACACCGAAUAUGGUUUAGCCGCCGCAGUGUUCACCAAAGAUUUGGACAAGGCCAACUAUCUUAUACAGGGACUGCGCGCAGGCACGGUUUGGGUGAACGAUUAUAACGUGUUCGGUAACCAGGUGCCGUUCGGCGGCUACAAGCAGAGCGGGCUCGGACGGGAAAAUGGACCUUAUGGCUUACAGAAUUAUACCGAAGUUAAAGCGGUUGUCGUUAAAAUGACGCACAAGAACUCGUAAUUUGGGAUUUUAUCUAAAAAAGCGAUAUCAAAACGGAUUUGUUUUAUCAGCCCAUAUGUAUCGACGUGUAUGUAUAUGAAAAUAAAUAUAAAAAAACUAUGUAUAGAAAAAAGCAACCGAACAUGAAAUAAUAAUAGAUAGUUACAGUUCUUGUAUAUAAUAUAUAUUUUAUCCUUACAAAUAUCUUAAUCUACGCACACUAGUCAUAAUACAAUUUAAGAAGAAGUAAAAAAUAAGAGAAUUUUCGUAGAAGGUUGUUAAAAGCAUUUACUUGUAAAUAAACUUUACAUUUUAUGUAUAAUAGUGAUUGUUUAUUACAAUAUAUUAUUUUUUAUUA